Carassius carassius (crucian carp) is the source of this 2597-nucleotide messenger RNA. Its product is annotated as POU domain, class 6, transcription factor 1-like. Gene Ontology annotation, molecular function: DNA-binding transcription factor activity, RNA polymerase II-specific; RNA polymerase II cis-regulatory region sequence-specific DNA binding. NCBI's taxonomy places the organism in Eukaryota, Metazoa, Chordata, Actinopteri, Cypriniformes, Cyprinidae. The record is from RefSeq and is a predicted model, not a curated record. The transcript is spliced from 12 exons. Gene Ontology annotation, biological process: regulation of transcription by RNA polymerase II. The coding region runs from base 438 to 2246 and encodes 602 amino acids.
GCGCCAUUUUUUCAAUGCAAGACUCGGCCUGCAUAAAUUAUGUUCAUGACGUAGUGCAAAAGAGCAAAAUUGUGUUAAUUUUUCGGUACUUUUUUCUGCAGAUAAGGUUUUACCUUGGCUAUUAAGGCACACCUGCUUCACCGGCACGACAGUUAACGGAAAGACGUCAUUAAAUAUUUAGUUAUAAAGAGGACCAGCGCUUUCCCGAGCCUCCUUAUCAAUGCAAAUAGCUCUUUUGUGUGCAUUCGUAGCGCGCGUCGGAAGCUGUGAGAUGAAUUUUUAAUUAUGCAUAUUUAAAACAAACUGUGGCAAAGCUCGCCGAAGCAGGAGAAAUAAAGGAAAUACCCCAGCUUUCAGCGGGUGGUACUGUGGAGCUGGUAACAUCCCCUUCAACCACUAUGCAGAAUCAGUGAUCUCCUCAGAGCCUAGACUUCAUCAUGGACACUGAGGAUCUCCCUGCAAGCAAUGCGCCACUCACUGUCAAUGAACAGCUUUUAGGUUCCUGCACUUUGAAAUUCCCAGCACAAGACGACCAGGUCAUUGUCAUGUCAGGACAGGAGACCAUCCGUGUGUUGGAAGUGGAGGUGGAUACAGCCUUGUCCUCUUCGGGGACUGAUGGGAAGGCAGAGUCAGGGGGCGAGGAGGCUGCUGUUCAUAUCCUAGAUGCAGCUGAGGAGGCUCCAUUGGAAAGUCCAGUAACCACAAACACCACCACAGCUGUGUCUCUGGAGGUCUCAGCACCUGCAGUCCAGACCGUGGUCUCCAAAGCCCCCAUCAGUGUGUCACUGGUCCAGCCUCAGUCCAGCUUACCCAUCACUGUCCAGGCCUGCCCACAGGUCCUGACUCAGGAUAGUUUGGCCUCUCUGAUGACCAGCAUGCUUGCACAGCAGGGUUCUCUGGGUCAGCCCCUGCUCAUUCCUCUGAGUAUGGCCGGGUCUGUAGGGGGUCAGGGGGGUCUGGCAGUGCUCACCUGGCCCACCGCCACUGUCGCCACCCUCCCUGGUCUUGCUGCAGCCAGCCCUGCCGGAGGACUGCUGAAGCUGCCAUUUGCAGGACUGCAAGCUGCUACUGUGUUGAACUCUGUCCAGACGCAGCUGCAGUCACCUGCGCAGGCAGUUCUACAGCCCCAGAUCUCUGCUCUGCAGCCAACCCAGACCACAACAGCCACCACUGCGUCUGUUGUUCAGAAAGUGUCAGAGCCCAGUGCCUCAGUCGCAACACUUCAGACUGCAGGCCUGUCCAUCAACCCUGCUAUUAUUAGUGCAGCUUCUCUGGGAGCUCAGCCUCAGUUUAUCAGCUCUCUAACUACAACUCCCAUCAUCACCAGUGCUGUGUCUAAUGUGACAGGUCAACUCAUUACCAAUGCGCAGGGCCAGGUGAUCGGAACACUUCCCCUGCUGUUCAACCCUGCGGCAGCUUCUGCGUUACCAGCUCAAGGCCUGCAGGUCCAGACCGUGUCUCCACAGCUGUUAUUCAACUCCCAGGGCCAGAUCAUUGCUACGAUAGGAAACGGUCCAACAGCUGCUGCCCCCGCCGCCACCUCUGUCCUCCCCAAAGCCACUGUGCCCCUGACACUCACCAAGACCACCACACCGGGUCCCGUUGGGAGAGUGGCCCCUUCUAAAGUCAUCAUUGCUCCCCAGCCUCAAGUGGUUAAAUCAGUGACAUCCCUCACCUCUGCCGGUGCCAUCGCCUGUGGAGACAUGCCUACCGUGGGGCAGCUUGUCAGCAAGCCACAGUCUGCUGUGAACGAAGAAGAGGCCAUUAAUCUGGAGGAGAUCCGAGAGUUUGCCAAGAAUUUUAAGAUUCGACGGCUCUCUCUGGGGUUGACACAGACUCAAGUGGGCCAGGCUCUCACCGCUACGGAGGGUCCUGCCUACAGUCAGUCAGCCAUAUGCAGAUUUGAGAAGCUUGACAUCACUCCUAAAAGUGCCCAGAAGCUGAAACCCGUGCUGGAGCGCUGGCUGGUAGAGGCUGAGCUCUGGAAUCAGAAAGGUCAGCAGAACUUGAUGGAUUUUGUGGGCGGAGAACCCUCCAAGAAGCGCAAACGGAGAACCAGCUUCACACCGCAGGCCAUCGAGGUCCUCAACACUUACUUUGAGAAAAACUCCCUUCCGACCGGCCAAGAGAUUACAGAGAUCGCCAAGGAGCUGAAUUACGACCGAGAGGUGGUUCGGGUCUGGUUUUGCAACCGUCGACAGACUCUGAAAAACACUAGCAAGAUCAAUGUGUUUCAGGCCCAGUAGGGUGACGGUGUGUCUCUUAGAUUCCAACAGAAGAACUUUUUGGACGUUGAUGUAUUGGUGCUAGUUGCAAAAUGAUUGAUAUGACUGACUAGCUGUUGUGAUGAAGCCAACGGCACUCAAACUGUGUGCAGUCAUAGAAUAGUCUCAAACAAACUCUUUCUGUUGGUUUUUUGUUUCCGUUAUGCUGCAUGCAGAGUGACUUUUUGCCGUGCCACCAAUUUUCAAUGCUAAAAUAGCUUUUGGAACUAUUUAAAAUAUUGAAGAAGCUAUGAAAUCCUGUAGUUGCUGUUUUUAUAGAUUAAAAGACACGUCAUGAACACAAAGGAAAGAAAACGUCCAAAAUAUUCUCCA